Molecule: messenger RNA, 843 nt
Organism: Meira miltonrushii
Lineage: Eukaryota; Fungi; Basidiomycota; Exobasidiomycetes; Exobasidiales; Brachybasidiaceae
Product: translational machinery component
Exons: 2
Coding region: 1-843 (280 amino acids)
Biological process (GO): translation; maturation of SSU-rRNA from tricistronic rRNA transcript (SSU-rRNA, 5.8S rRNA, LSU-rRNA); ribosomal small subunit assembly
Cellular component (GO): ribosome; mitochondrial small ribosomal subunit
Molecular function (GO): mRNA 5'-UTR binding; structural constituent of ribosome; small ribosomal subunit rRNA binding
Source: RefSeq, a predicted model, not a curated record
AUGAUGAAUGUCUCUAGAUCAUUACGGAUGGCUAUCAGGCCUCUGAUGGGAGAGGCCAGUACAUCCAGACUACAAGCUCCGAUAAGAUUCCACAACCUGAAUGCUUCUAUGCGAUUGCAUUCUUCAGCAAAAGUAAUGGUAGACGACGUAAAGGACGCCAAACAAGUCACACUCGACUCAACAGAACAGCCAACAUCGCCAGAACAGACAACAUCGUCAGAACUGCCAACAAUUGAAGCGGAGGAUAUAGUAGACGCCGAUAAAGUGGAAGCCGAAGCAGCAGCAGAGUCCACCUCCUCAGAAGAAACAGCAAUCGAAGCAGAAACAGAGAUGCCCAAAGAAACUCCCAUCUCCGCUUUUUCACUUCCAACAAUGGCACCUGGUGAAGCAUUACCCGAAAGUUUCAGAGCGUCUCAAAUGUCUGCUUUGCCCGGCUCAGCCAGUCAAAGAGUACCAUAUAGAACUGGAGAACAAAAGCCUCAUAAAUUACACGUUCAAGCGACAAGAAAUAAUUGUAUAAUCACACUUACAGGACAUGAAGGUUCAGUGAUGAAACGUGAAUCUAGCGGUUCUAUCGGAUUCAAGAAAGCAGCAAGAAGUGGAUAUGAAUCGGCUUAUCGAGUUGCCAUUUCAAUGUUUCAACAUAUCGAAACCAAUAAAAGUCCUUGGCGUAUCCAGGGUAUCGAUAUCAUCUGGAAAGGUUUCGGUCAAGGUCGCGAAGCCGUUUACAGAGCUCUUUUGAGUAGCGAAGGAACGCAAAUUCGUAAUCUCGUUCGCAGGAUUAGUGACAAUACUGCACUCAAAGUUGGUGGUACACGCCCUAGAAAGAGAAGAAUGCUGUAA